Messenger RNA from Magnusiomyces paraingens, 1881 nucleotides. RefSeq lists its product as uncharacterized. Gene Ontology annotation, biological process: protein dephosphorylation. The record is from RefSeq and is a predicted model, not a curated record. Lineage: Eukaryota; Fungi; Ascomycota; Dipodascomycetes; Dipodascales; Dipodascaceae. Gene Ontology annotation, molecular function: protein serine/threonine phosphatase activity; cation binding. The transcript has a single exon. The coding region runs from base 1 to 1881 and encodes 626 amino acids.
AUGGCUUCAGUACAAGAAUCAUCAAAUCCUUCUUCUUCUUCUCAAUCUUCAUCAUCAUCAUCAUCUUUCUUUAAAUCUUUUAAAAGAAAAUUAGUAAAACCUCAACAACAAUCUUUACAAAAACAAUCAUCUUCAUCUCAACCAGUAAAAUCAAAUACCACAAAAGAACAGUCAUCUUCUUCUUCAUCACCAUCAUCAUCAUCAUCAUCAUCUUCUUCUACAACUACUUUACAAACAACUUCUCCACAACAACAACAACAACAACAACAACAACCUAUCCAUGAUUGCUCAUUUAAAGUAGCAGUAGCUGAAGAUUAUAACUUAAAGUACCGCCAAUCUAUGGAAGAUACCCACGUUUACAUUUAUAACUUUUGUGACGUUCCUGAUGCUGGUUACUUUGCAGUUUUUGAUGGCCAUGCUGGCUCUCAAGCUUCUAAAUGGUGCUCUGAACAUAUCCAUAAUCUUAUUCGUCUAUGGAUUCUUCGUAAUGAAGGAUACCUUCCAUACCCACAACAACUUUUGACUUCACCACCACCACCACCACCACCACAACAACAACAACAACAACAACAACCAUCAUCAAAACCUUCUAAAUCUCCUGCUUCUCAGGAAAAACCUUCUUCUUCUAAAUCAAAAUGGUUUAAAAAAUCAGAAUCUCCAAAUACUCUAAAACCACCUUCCUCCAUCUUUAAAACAGGCCCUUCUCCUACUGCUUCAAACUCUUCUCGUCCAAGAUCUACUUCAAUCUCCAUUGCAUCUCUUUCUUCUUCUUCUUCAAAAUCUUCUUCUUCAAAUUCAUCACUAGUAUCCCAUUUAGCUGUUAAAGAAAAUCAGUACCCAAAUAUCCCCCCACACCAAUCUAUCCCAAGAGCAUUUAAUGCCGCCUUUUUAGAAGCUGACUCUCGCAUGGAAAAAGUCGUCCCAGCAUCUACAGGAACUACAGUCGCCAUGGCUGUUAUUCGCUGGGAAACUCCAGAUAAACCUGAAGAAGCUACAGAAACUUCAGAAACUUCAGAAACUCCUGAAAUUGCAGAAAUUACAGAAAUUACAGAAAUUACAGAAAACCCUGAAGAAAAUAUUACUGACGACUCUACCAACACAAACCUCUCAGAAACUAAAGAAGAAACUAAAGAAGAAACCAAAACUCACUCUAAUUUACCACCACCGGAACAAACAAUCCCGGAACAAACAAUCCCGGAUCAACAACCAUCGGAACUUACCCCCUUGCAAUCUCCCGAAAAUCCUUCCGACUCAAAUACCCCCGACCAACUAACUCCCCUUACAGCCACUACAGCCACUACAGCUACAGCAGCUACUGCAGCAACUGCCACCUCGCUGCCCCUCUCCAAGGUGGCCACAAAUAAGUCUGUAAUUUCACGCAAAUCUUUUAACCAUUCGGUAUCUCCAAGCUCCCGCAAUCGUGUUCUCUACACUGCCAAUGUCGGUGAUUCGCGGAUUGUACUAUGCCGAGGCGGCCGUGCGUUUCGUCUUUCGUAUGACCAUAAGGGUUCCGAUGCAGUAGAGGCUGCUCGUAUCACGGCCGCAGGCGGCCUCAUGAUUGCUAACCGUGUUAAUGGAAUGCUGGCAGUCACUCGUGCUCUUGGUGACCGUUAUAUGAAAUCAUUGGUUUCUGGAAGCCCCUAUACUACUAGAACUGUACUGGGCCCUACAGAUGAAUUUAUCAUUGUGGCAUGCGACGGGCUUUGGGAUGUAUGUACAGACCAACAGGCUGUAGACUUGGCCCGUGAUAUUAUGGACCCAAAGGAAGCUGCUCGUACUUUGGUCCGUCACGCCAUUGAAGCAUACUCUUCAGAUAAUGUGACGUGCAUGGUUAUUCGUUUGGACCCCACCGUUUGCGAGGCUUCUUCCUGUAAGGAGUAA